AGUUCACUCAACUUGCAGUAAACAUUCAACAUUACAUUUUAAUUUGCGUUGGUUGGUGGUGUGUGUGUGCGUGAAUUCCGUGCAAUUCCAUGUGUGAAUCUCCAAGUUUGAAGUGCCGUGUUAAGGUUUAUGAGAAGUUCAGUGGGACCCAAAUAUUUUAAGUGUCGUGGGCUUAUUAGUGGUGAAAAUGAAGAUGAUUGAUGUUGACCAAGAAUGAGUGCGUAAUAUACGGAAACAGUUCAAGGUCCUGAGUGAGACGGAGUUGGAAAUGUUUUUCAAGCUUUUCUCUGUUUCCGUGGCUGUAUUGUAAUGGUGUAAUCUAUUGGGAAAAUGUGCAUUGAACCCCUUUGAUUUCAAGAAUGGUCCAGGACCAGGUCAUGCAACUCAUGCCAGUAUCACAAGGAUUGUAAAUGGCAUAAACCUCAACCAUGGGGCGUAGUGGGUUGUUGCCGCUUGAACCUACAGAGUGUCUUCUUGAUAGUCCAUAUUUUCGUGAAAAGCUUCAUGCUUAUGAAAAAGAACUGGAAAAUACAAGUACCUUCAUAAAAGGUCUCACAAAAAACAUCAAGGAGCUUCUGGAUGCUGCCAAACAUUUGUCUCAAUGCCAGCAGACCAUUGCCACAAGCCUGGAAAAAUUCCACUUUAGCUAUAUUGGUGGUGCACAAACAGAUGAUGAAAUUGUAAUAAGUGGCUCAUUGAAAGAAUUUGGCAAGCUUAUCCAUCAAAUUGAGGAGGAGCGGCAGCGUGUGCUGGACCAUGGCUACUUACAGAUCAUCGGCGCCCUGGACAACUUCCGACGGCAGCACAUCGGCGGCGCCAGGGAUGGCCGGAAGAAGUUUGAGAAGCAGACGCAGAAGUUCUGCACGGCCCUGGACCGGUACCUGAACCUGUCUGCCAAAAAGCCGGAGGAGCAGACACUCCGAGAGGACGCCCUUCUGGAGCAGGAGCAGCGGCAGUUCGAUCAGGCUAGUCUGGACUACGUGUGUCUCCUUCAGGAAGUGCAACAGCGCAAAAAGUUCGAGUUUGUCGAGACGCUGCUGAGUUUUAUGUAUGGAUGGCUGACGUUUUAUCACCAAGGACAUGAGCUGGCCAAGGACUCUGAGCGCUCUAUGACCGAUCUGCAGGCGCGACUUCAGAAGACCAGAGACGAGUUUGUCGCCACGCGUACGGAGGUCGAGUCUCUGAAGAACCGUACUCUGGAGGUGCGACAAACGAAGUCUCUCGAUGUGGGCAGUAUGGACAAGAUGUACACCAGACAGGGCUACCUGCACCUCUUGGAGAAAAAGGCGUUCGGUACAACGUGGACGAAGCACUACUGCAUGUACGAUAAGAAGUCGAGGAACUUUACUCUGAUCCCGUACAAUCAGAUCACGGGCAAACUGACGUCGACGGACCAGAUGAAGCUGAAGUCGUGUGUGCGGAGGAUGUCCGACACGAUCGACCGGCGGUUCUGCUUUGACGUCACUGCCGAGGAGCGGGACGGACAGGUGUACACGCUGCAGGCGCUGUCAGAGGACGACCGGAGACUCUGGAUGGACGCCAUGGACGGAAAGGAGCCGACAUACGCUCGGUUCGAGCACCUGGAGCGGCGGACAGACCACACCAGUCUGGACAGCAGCGGUCUGUUCUUCGUGAGCAGGUGUCUGGCGCAGCUGGAGGACAGGGGACUGCAGGAUCAGGGCCUCUACCGUGUCGUCGGCGUCAGCUCCAAGGUCAACCGGUUGGUGCAGCUGGGUCUGAGUCGGACCAAGUUUGAACAGGUCGACCUGGCGAGUCCCCAGGAAUGGGAGAACAAGACGCUCACCAGCGCCGUCAAAACGUACCUGCGAAACCUGCCCGAGCCUCUGAUGACGUUCCGGCUACACUCAGAGUUCAUGAACGCAGCUAAGACGGACAAGAAGGAAGUAAGGGUAGCUAAGGUACUCAGUCUAGUCAGUAAAUUACCGAAACUCAACUACCAGCUACUGAAACUUCUGAUACACCAUCUGCAAAAAGUGAGCAACAAGAGUGAGCGGAACCUGAUGUCGAUCAGCAACCUGGCGGUGUGUUUCGGUCCGACGCUGCUGCGGCCGGAGGAGGACACCAUGGCCGCCAUCAUCGACAUCAAGUUCUGCAACACCGUUGUGGAGACGCUCAUCAGAAACUAUGAUGCGAUAUUCUGCGGCGGCGCGGUGGAGGGCGAACAGGAGCCCAACGGCCGCUCGGUGUCCAACGGACCGGCGCCGGCGGCCAGGGAACCGCCCGCCAAGCCGGUCCUCUCAGCCUCCGCUCGGCUGGAGCCGCGCUCAGUGCCGCCGGCGCUGGAGCACGCGGCCCGACCGUCCACCCCGGAGCUGGGCAGGGCCGGCCUGGAGCGUGCUCUGGCCCGCUCGGCGGCCUCCCACCAGCCGCCGGCGGGCGCGCGGCGCGUGGCGAGGUCCUCCUCUCCUGAGGGAGUCCGGCCGGCGCGACUGGCCUCCUCGCCCCCGGACCUGGGCCGGGCGGCGCGCACGGUCCGGCUCGAGGGCCCGGCCGGGGCGAGUCGGCGACACCAGUCCGGGUCGGAUGGCUCCGGCGGCCGACCGCGGUCACAUCAUGUCACCAGCACGCUCGUGACCAGCGACCUGGAGCCGCCUGAGCGGGCCAGUCCCAGUAACCACAGUCUGAGCAGCAGCAACGAGUCACUCUCGUCACGAUCGUCACGAGAUCUCCAGUCGGCAGGACCGUCCACGUCGUCACCUUAUGCACGAGGGAAGCUGCGAGUACGGUGUCCGCCCAGUUACCGGUCCCAGCCAGAUCUGUCGGUGUCUGUACCAGUGAGCUCGUGCGGUCCGUCCGGCUCGGUCGCCCCCAGUCAUCACAAAGUCGGACGGGUUCGAACGCUGUAUGCCUGUGUGGGAGAGAAUGAGUCAGAACUAUCGUUUGAGCCGAACCAAAUCAUCACCAAUGUCCGUCCCUCCCGGGAGCCCGGCUGGCUAGAAGGCACGCUGAAUGGCCAGUUGGGGCUGCUGCCAGACAACUACGUCGAGUUUCUACCGUGAGCGACCGGUGGGCACCUGGCCUGGGCACUGUACUCGCGGGGUGCCCCGCACAGGGCAUUGUGGGACGCCGGGAGCACUCAGUGAGGUCCACCCGUGGGAUCCGCCGGUCGGGACACUCAGAGAUCCGCUGGACCGGACACUCAGAGGUCCGCUAGUCGGGAACUCGGCGGGAUCUCGACCUGACGGACCGAGCAGACAUUCCGAAUAGUACGGCAGCGAACGGGGCAGCGCCGCCCCGCCGCCGCCACACAUGCGAUAUUCCAUGAUAGCGCCGGUGAUAUACAGACACUGGCCCUGUCAAACCCACCGGUGAUUGUGCAGCAUUUAUAUGGGUGCAAUGUGUGUAGUUUACACGCUGAGACUGAUUGUAUGUAAAGCGAAGCAGACACUAUAUUUACGGUAGCUCGUGUUGUGUACAAAUGAACUGUGUGUGCUGCGAAUGAGCUCCGUGCCUUUGCGAGAUGUCCAAUACAUGGGGCCUCCACU
This is a messenger RNA of Amphibalanus amphitrite, 3506 nucleotides long. Its product is annotated as rho GTPase-activating protein 26-like. Gene Ontology annotation, molecular function: protein binding; GTPase activator activity. Gene Ontology annotation, cellular component: cytoplasm. NCBI's taxonomy places the organism in Eukaryota, Metazoa, Arthropoda, Thecostraca, Balanomorpha, Balanidae. Gene Ontology annotation, biological process: signal transduction. The record is from RefSeq and is a predicted model, not a curated record. Bases 429 to 3020 code for a protein of 863 amino acids. The transcript is spliced from 21 exons.